Molecule: messenger RNA, 1759 nt
Organism: Etheostoma cragini (Arkansas darter)
Lineage: Eukaryota; Metazoa; Chordata; Actinopteri; Perciformes; Percidae
Gene: mc4r
Product: melanocortin 4 receptor
Exons: 1
Coding region: 462-1445 (327 amino acids)
Biological process (GO): G protein-coupled receptor signaling pathway
Cellular component (GO): membrane
Molecular function (GO): melanocyte-stimulating hormone receptor activity
Source: RefSeq, a predicted model, not a curated record
CUAAGUGAUGAUCUGCCUGCACUCGUACGGCGAGCUGGUACGCUCUGAUCUCUCUGCCUCUCAUGUUCCUGUUCACUGUUAAUCAGUGUCCCACAUGCGCCUUCCUGCACACACCUUUCUGCUUCACUUUCCACUAAAUCUUUCUCUCAUCUUUUUAGGGGAACAUUUAUUUUACCAUACGCACUGAGUGAAGAAAAGGGAGGAGAGCGCUGGGAUUGUUUUUGGCCGAGAGUAACAACAGCAGCAGAUGCUUGAAGAUAAUUGUCGUUCUUGGCCCACCAAAACAAAGGAAGAUCUUUUUCCCGAUCUUCUUCAAGGGUCCCGAAGUUAUCCUCCCAAUUAAUAUGGAUGACUGACGAGUGCACACGUUGAGAUUUUUAACAUUGAAAAUCUAGAUGGACCCAUAGCAACGGGGAAAAGAAGACUUAACCCAAGAAGACAGGGAAUUUAAAGGGGACAUUAUGAACACCACCGAUCACCAUGGAUUAAUCCAAGGCUUCUAUAACAGGAGCCAAACCUCAGGACUUUUGCCAAUUAACAAAGACUUAUCAACUGAGGAGAAGGACUCGUCAGCAGGGUGCUACGAGCAGCUGCUGAUUUCCACAGAGGUUUUUCUCACCCUGGGCAUCAUCAGCCUGCUGGAGAACAUCCUGGUUGUUGCCGCUAUUGUCAAAAACAAGAACCUUCACUCACCCAUGUAUUUUUUCAUCUGUAGCCUAGCUGUAGCCGACAUGCUUGUCAGUGUCUCCAACGCCUCAGAGACUAUCGUCAUAGCGCUCAUCAACGGAGGCAAUCUGACCAUCCCCGUCACGUUGAUCAAAAGCAUGGACAAUGUGUUUGACUCCAUGAUCUGUAGCUCUCUGUUAGCGUCCAUCUGCAGCCUGCUGGCCAUCGCCAUUGAUCGCUACAUCACCAUCUUCUACGCGCUGCGAUACCAUAACAUCGUCACCCUGCGAAGAGCAAUUUUGGUCAUCAGCAGCAUCUGGACGUGCUGCAUUGUGUCGGGCAUCCUAUUCAUCAUCUACUCAGAGAGCACCACUGUGCUUGUGUGUCUCAUCACCAUGUUCUUCACCAUGCUGGUGCUUAUGGCUUCGCUGUACGUCCACAUGUUCCUGCUGGCCCGUCUGCACAUGAAGCGCAUCGCUGCGCUGCCGGGCAACGCGCCCAUCCAUCAGCGAGCCAACAUGAAGGGCGCCAUCACCCUCACCAUCCUCCUCGGGGUGUUUGUGGUGUGCUGGGCGCCCUUUUUCCUCCACCUCAUUCUCAUGAUCACCUGCCCUAGGAACCCCUACUGCACCUGUUUCAUGUCCCACUUCAACAUGUACCUCAUCCUUAUCAUGUGCAACUCCGUCAUUGACCCCAUCAUCUACGCCUUCCGCAGCCAAGAAAUGAGAAAAACCUUCAAAGAGAUUUUCUGCUGCUCGCACGCUCUCCUGUGCAUGUGAGCCGCCUGAUAAGUGUGAGCAGAGCUUUGACUCUGACAGCUGCAAUCAGCAAUUUAAAUGAAACUUGGCCGACAAGGACUUUGAGACCUGUGAGCCGUAAACACUGUGGAAUCAUCGCUGUGGCACUGUUGUGCCCAGUGUUCUUGUAGUCGGCUGUUAAUGAUUGACCAGUAAGGCGCUCGCCUUUAGUUAUGUGAGUCAGAUUGCUGAAGAGGUAGGUUUACAGACACCUUGUAAAAUAGAGCACAGCUCUGUAGACAAAUGCUCUUUUGUUAUGUAGUAAAUGUCACUCUAAAGUGCAAUUUGAAAUAAAU